GCCUGACCAGUGGGCCCCAGUUGACUUUGCUUUCUCUCGCAGUUUUGGAGGAGAGGAGAGGAGAGGGGAGGGGAGGAGAUCUCGAUCGAGAGAGAUGGCGGAGGAGGCUGCCGCCGCGGGGUCGUCGGUGGUCGGGCGUGCUGUGGAGGAGGUGCGCUCCGCCCUCAAUGAGCACGCCGACGUCGUAGCCGAGCUCUUCGGCCGCGUCUCCUCCGAGCUUCGCACCGGCUUCGCACCAGCCGUCGACUCCUUCAUCGGAUUCUUCCACGCCGUCGACUGGAAGGAGCCUUGGUUGAUCAGCAUGCUAACGUUUCAUGCCAUUCUGCUGCUGGUUACCAUCAUCUCGAGGAGAAAUGUCAAUUUCCAGCUUAUCUUGUCAGCGUUAACAUUUUCUGGUGUAUUUCUUGCUGAGAGAAUAAACACCUUUCUAGGACAAAACUGGAAGAGCUUCUCUAGCCAAAACUAUUUUGAUUCCCAAGGCCUCUUCAUUUCAGUUGUCUGGUCUGGUCCCCUCCUUUUGAUAACAAUCCUUAUUUUGGUGAACACUCUUGUGACGCUCUGCAUGCUGAUCGUAAGGUGGAAAAGGGCAGAGCUCAGGCAUCGUGCUCGCCAGGCUCGUAACAAGCAGGACUGAUCUUAACCUGCAUCUACGUAUUUUGAUGGCCUGUACGAAAGUUUCUCUAUUGCUACAACUGAUCUAACCAAGAAUCAUGUUUUCGAAAGGAUGUUCAUUUAGGUAGCAGAAUAUAAUAUUUCGAGAUGGUCAGAUUUUGCUCUUGUGGACCUUUUGGUGCGCUGUUGACCAUCCAUCACCCUGUAAUAUUGUGUCAUUAUUACUUUGAGCGAGGACACUAGGGCUGUGCCUAUUUAUACGGAAGGUGGUCUGUUCAGAUGCCAAACAUCGGAACUUCUUGGUACUUCUCUUUAGUUGUGUCGGCUCAGGCGCAGCAAAUUCUGAUUGUCAUUUCCUGCUAGAAUUUUUCUUUGAACAACUGAAUUUAAACUAUCCUUACGCAGAUCUGAAAUCGAUGUUUGAAUUUGGCUGCA
This is a messenger RNA of Setaria italica (foxtail millet), 1047 nucleotides long. RefSeq names its product transmembrane protein 18. The transcript has 4 exons. Gene Ontology annotation, cellular component: nuclear membrane. Lineage: Eukaryota; Viridiplantae; Streptophyta; Magnoliopsida; Poales; Poaceae. The coding region runs from base 95 to 634 and encodes 179 amino acids. The record is from RefSeq and is a predicted model, not a curated record.